Messenger RNA from Bufo bufo (common toad), 735 nucleotides. RefSeq names its product trypsin-like. Gene Ontology annotation, molecular function: serine-type endopeptidase activity. Lineage: Eukaryota; Metazoa; Chordata; Amphibia; Anura; Bufonidae. The transcript is spliced from 5 exons. The record is from RefSeq and is a predicted model, not a curated record. Gene Ontology annotation, biological process: proteolysis. Bases 1 to 735 code for a protein of 244 amino acids.
AUGAAGCUUCUUCUGGUAGCAGUCAUCAUUGGAGUUGCAGCCUCCUUUGAAGACGAUGAUAAAAUCGUCGGAGGUUAUACCUGCCCAGAAUACUCUGUUCCCUACAUCGCCUCUCUGAACUCUGGAUAUCAUUUCUGUGGAGGAAGCCUGAUCAGCACCUUAUGGGUGAUCUCUGCUGGUCACUGCUACAAGUCGAGCCUGCAGGUUCGUCUGGGAGAAUACAACAUCUUUGCCAAUGAUGGCUACGAACAGUUCAUUAACUCUGCCAAGGUUAUCGUACAUGCAAACUACAACUUCAGAACCCUGGACAACAACAUUAUGUUAAUCAAGUUGGCCUCUCCCGCCUCCCUCAAUGUAUUUGUCAGUACUGUGCCUCUGCCCACUGUCUGCUCUCCUGCUGGCACCAUGUGUCUGAUCUCUGGAUGGGGAAACACCGACAGCAAUGGAAUCAAAUACCCUGGCCGCAUGCAGUGCCUGGACGCCCCCAUCCUGACUGACUCCCAGUGUAGCAGCAUCUACCCAGGAACGGUCUCCCCCGACAUGAUCUGUAUUGGAUACCUGGAAGGUGGCAAGGAUUCGUGCAAGGGUGACUCAGGUGGACCAGUGGUCUGCAAUGGAGAGCUCCAAGCUUUUUACGUCUGGGGAAAAGGCUGCGGUCUCAAGACCUAUCCUGGUGUCUACAUCAGGGUAUGCAGCUACAACUCCUGGAUCUCCAGCACCAUGGCUGCCAACUAA